Symbiodinium natans is the source of this 1341-nucleotide messenger RNA. Lineage: Eukaryota; Dinophyceae; Suessiales; Symbiodiniaceae. The record is from the annotation of a GenBank genome assembly.
AUGCCCUUGCGUGGACCCACGCAUGAGUGUCGACAAGCGGGGAUCGCAGCUGCCCUGGCUGCCGGCACGACCAUCGGCAAUGCAGCCCUCAAUGCAGGCCAUGGCAUCCGAGAGGCCGCAGACUUUGCGGCCACGGCGGCAUCCAAGGCGGCCUCAGACUUUGGCCUGGUCCCUGCCGAUGCCGCGGCAUUGGGCGGUCGAGCUGCGGGCAAACUGGUCUCAGACACGGCUGACCGAGUGCAGGCGGCUGACGCGGCUGCGGAGGCCGCUGGGACGUUUGCCACGCGUGUGGCCAUCGAUGCCGGGCUGACGCUGGAUCAGGUCGCAGAAGAGGCCACCAUCGCGGCGUGCGCUGCAGCUGAGGAGGCUGGCAGUACGCCACAGCAUGUGGCGGAGGUCAGCGCCAAAGCCGCAGGCAUCGCGGCAGGUGAAAUGGCAGCAGAUGCCGGCAACACGGCCAUGAAGAGUGCCGAGAUUGCCGCCAAGGCUGCAACUAAAGCCGCAGCGACCUCGGGGCUGCCUCCCUACCAGGCAGUGGAAGCCACAGCGACCGCUGCAGCGAGGUCUGCCAGCCGCGCAGCCAUCAAUGCAGGGCACCCCUACCUGAUCGUUGCCGAGGUGACACGGCAACUCAACACACAGCUCGUCUCAGCUUUGAAGGAUGCUGUUGAGGGCAAGGACGCAGUGAGCCUCAGUGAGCUCAAGGAUAUCUUCAGCCGCUCGAACAUCGACAUCCAUGAGGACACUCUGCGGCAGGUGUUCGAAGAGAUGGGUGUGGACCCGAACAAUCCCAUUAGUUUCCGGAGCUUCAUGGACGCUGUGGAGAAGGCGCACGGCAUUUUCAUGGAGGCAGGGCGUGCGGCUGCGACCGUGGCCGGCCGUGUCAUGGGCCAGGCAGCUGCAGAGUCUGGUGACGAUCCCGAGCAGGCUGGGGAGGUGGCUGCAAGCGCGGCUUCAUCUGCUGCCAAGACAUCGGGGCUCUCCCCACCCCAGGUUGCCGAAGUGGCCGUCACCGCUGCAGGAAACGCAGCUGCCAGCGCUGCCAUUGCUUCAGGCGCCACGCCCGAGCAGGUGGCACUGCAGUCGGGCCAGGAACUCCCGAAGACUUCAGGGCUUCUUUCUUUUACCAUCACUGGUGUCUCGAAUGCCAUCGCGCGGCUUACCGGCGGCUUACCCACCCACGCCGCACAUCCGAUGAGUCGCCCACUCCACCCACUCGAUGCUCCAGGCACAAGAGAUGAGGGUGAAUGGUGGGCAGCUUCGGACCGAAAGGUCGCCUCACAUCAUGCCAUCCUCAUCGGAACACCUGUGGUCCUUUGCUGGGCUUGUGACGGCCGCUGA